Caenorhabditis sp. 36 PRJEB53466 is the source of this 1456-nucleotide messenger RNA. Lineage: Eukaryota; Metazoa; Nematoda; Chromadorea; Rhabditida; Rhabditidae. The record is from the annotation of a GenBank genome assembly.
AUGGCUGGCGAAACGCCAAAAAUCGGCGGGUCUCGCCGCGAUUUGCCGUCCAGAGUGCAGCCACUACGGUAUGGGGAGGACAAGGAGAGCGGAAAAGAGAGAAAAGAAUGUAAAAUCAAUGAAGUGGCCGCACUUUUCUGUGCGAUUACUCCCGUUUCGCAACUUGUUUGUUUUCUUCUGACCCCUUAUUAGACUGUUCAAACGGUCACUAAAGCUCCCGACAGUCAAUACUUCCCCGUCCCGUGGGAAUUUUCAUCGAUUUUGUUUCGAAACAUUUAUUUGUUUAUUUCAGGGAUCAUCUGCCCAUCUGCUUCGCUUUUAUCGAAAUGGUGAGUGAUUAUCGCUGAAAUUUAAUUUAAAAGAAUAUUUUCCUUCUCAGGGUGAACAACAGCUCGAUUGCGCCCUCGACUUGAUGCGCAGACUGCCGCCUCAGCACUGCGACAAGAACCUAACGGACCUGAUCGAUCUUUGCCCGCAUCUUGUCGACGAUCUUCUCAGUGAGUAACCUUCUCACUGAGAAUAUCCUCAUAUUCAUAUUUUUCCUUAGGUACCAUUGACCAACCGCUGAAAAUCGCUGCGGAUCGUGACACCGGCAAACAGUAUUUGCUUUGUGACUACAAUCGUGAUGGCGACAGCUAUAGGUAUGAGUCAUCAUUUGAAAAGAGUUCAUAAAUGGCAAUGAGUCAUCGGUUUCUAUCUCACUAUCAUCUUUUUGUUUCAGAUCGCCAUGGAGCAACACGUACGAUCCGCCACUUGAAGAUGGGCAGCUUCCAUCGGAGAAACGUCGGAAGAUGGAGAUCGAGGCAAACGCCGCUUUCGAAUCUUACCGUGAUCUGUAAGCUCGCAUAUAUCUCAAAAUCUAUAUAACUUGUUUGCAGGUACUUCGAAGGCGGAGUCUCCUCCGUUUACUUCUGGGAUUUGGAUAACGGCGGAUUUGCCGGAAUCGUGCUCAUAAAAAAGGAAGGCGACGGCGCGAAGAACAUCACCGGAUGCUGGGAUUCCAUCCACGUCAUCGAGAUCACUGAGCGGGUAGUUCUUUCUGAAUUGAGCUGUUUCACAACGGUCCACUGGUUCAGGCGCGUCAGGCUCACUACAAAUUGACGUCGACCAUCAUGCUGUGGCUGCAGACGAACAAGAGCUCGAGCGGAGUAAUGAACCUCGGAGGAUCGUUGACUCGACAGCACGAGAUGGACGCUCCGAUCAACGACCAGAACACGCAUCUCGCCAACAUGGGACGGAUGAUUGAGGACCAAGAAUCGAAAAUGCGUCACACUAUCAAUGAAAUAUACUUUGGAAAGACUAAGAAGGUAUCAAAUCCAUCUCCUUUUCCACUUGAUUCAGUGUUCUUCAGGUGAUGUCGGAUCUUCGUUCUCUAGAGAAGCAAAGUGAUCUCGAGAAGCAGGACGAAAUCGUGCGUGAGAUCUCGAACGCCGUCGCUUCCCGCGGAGCCAACUGA